CAUGGACAGAAGUAUCGGCUGUACACUGAGUUCACUGGAGAACUAGCUGACGACUUAGCAGGCUUUUACAGGAGUGAACAUGAAGAAGGGGGAGUCCGAAAAAUUGUUGCCACCUCUCAGAUGCAUCCAACUCAUGCCAGAAAAACCUUCCCUUGUUUUGAUGAGCCAGCUAUGAAAGCUGCUUUCUAUAUUACACUCAUUCACCCCCGUGGAACUGUAGCCCUGUCCAAUGGCAUGGAGAAAGAUAUUGUUGACACCACUAUUGAUGGAAUAGAGGUAACAAAAACCACAUUUGAGCCCACCAGGAAUAUGUCCACCUAUCUACUGGCUAUCGUCGUCUCUGACUACAUAUACGUCAAUGCUACACAAGGAGACAUUCUGGUACGUAUCUGGGCUUCCAGGACAGCCAUUGAGCAGGGACAGGGAAACUACGCCCUCAAUGUAACUGGACCUAUACUGGACUUUUUCCAGUUGUACUAUAACAUCUCCUACCCUCUGUGCAAGGCAGACCAAAUCGCUCUACCCGACUUCUAUUUUGGUGCAAUGGAGAACUGGGGUUUGGUGACAUACAGAGAAACCAACCUUCUCUACGACCCUGUGACCUCCUCCGUCAGAAAUAAAGAGACCACUGCCACUAUCAUUGCUCAUGAGCUAGCACACAUGUGGUUUGGUAACCUGGUGACCCUGCACUGGUGGAAUGAGGUCUGGCUGAAUGAGGGCUUUGCUUCCUAUGUGUCUUACUUGGGAGCAAAUCACACAGAGCCCACAUGGAAUGUGAAAGACUUGAUAAUAAUUGAUGACAUCCACAGAGUGUUUGCAGUUGAUGCCCUGGCCUCCUCUCACCCUCUGUCUUCUAAUGAAGACAGUGUCGUCCUCCCAGACCAAAUCAAUGAACAAUUUGAUGUCAUCUCAUACAGCAAGGGUGCAGCGGUGCUGAGGAUGCUGUCUGAUUUUCUUUCAGAGCCAGUCUUUGUCCAAGGACUCAAUAGUUACCUCAGUCACUUUGCCUACAGAAAUACAGCAGGAAAUGAUUUGUGGCACCAUCUACAAAUGGUGGUGAAAUCCAAAAAUGUUCCACUUCCUUGUCCAGUUGAGGACAUCAUGAACCGCUGGGUGCUCCAGAUAGGCUUCCCUGUGGUUACCAUAGAUACUACCACAGGAAAGGUAUCCCAGAAGCACUUUCUGCUGGAUCCAGCAUCAAACAUCACAGUUCAAUCACCUUACAACUAUGAGUGGCUGAUUCCUGUUAGGUGGAUGAAGUCUGGUGAGGUCCAAAGAGAUAUCUGGUGGCUGAUGAAAAAAGAAGUGAUAAACUUGGAGAUGAGGAGUGGUGGUUCGUGGGUCCUGGCCAACAUCAAUGUAACUGGAUAUUAUCGGGUAAACUAUGACCUUGGAAACUGGGAAAGGCUCUUUACUCAACUUAAUUCGGAGCACCAGAUUAUACCAGUGAUAAACCGAGCUCAACUUAUGGAUGAUGCUUUCAAUAUGGCCAGGGCUCAGGUGGUCUCCACGACCCUUGCUUUGAGAACAACCUCCUAUCUGUUAGCAGAGACAGAAUACAUCCCCUGGCAGUCUGCUCUGGACAAUCUGCAUUAUUACUACCUUAUGCUGGACCGUACUGAAGUCUAUCAGCCUUUGCAGGACUACAUGAAGAAGCUGGUGACUCCUCUCUUCCAGCACUUCAAGAGCAUGACAUCAAAUUGGACUCGUGUUCCUGACAGACUCACUGACCAGUAUAACCAGGUGAAUGCUAUCCGUAUGGCCUGCAGGACUGGAAUAACAGAAUGCCAGAACUUGACUACCUCAUGGUUCAAACAAUGGAUAGACAACCAUCAGCACAAUUUGAUUGAGCCCAACCUACGUUCUGCUGUGUACUGCAGUGCCAUAGCAGCAGGGGAUGAGGCAGAGUGGGAGUUUGGCUGGUCACAGUUCACGAAUGCUACUGUAGCAAGUGAGGCCAGCAGACUCAUGUCUGCACUGGCCUGUACUGGCAAGAUACAACUGCUGAAAAGGUAUCUGUCUUACACCUUAAAUUCAACUAUGAUCCGUAAACAGGACGCCACCACUGUCAUCACGUCUGUCGCCAGCAACAGAGCAGGACAGAGUCUGGCAUGGGACUUUGUCAGAGACCACUGGGAAUACAUGUUCACAGACUAUGGCGUGGGCUCCUUCUCCUUUGCCUCUAUGAUCAGUGGUGUCACAGCAAGGUUCUCGACACCUGCAGACCUUCAACAGCUAGAGGAGUUUGUGAAGGAGCACAGUGUAGCAGGGUUUGGCCCUGCCACGCUGGCUGUGAUGCAGGCCUUGGAGAAGACACGAGCUAACAUCAACUGGGUGCAGCAGAACAAACAGGAGAUCCUGGACUGGUUCAACAUCCAGACUGCACAUCCUCCUGUGAAUCUGGACUGGCCUGGUUUGUAA
This is a messenger RNA of Monopterus albus (swamp eel), 2421 nucleotides long. Its product is annotated as aminopeptidase N-like. The coding region runs from base 121 to 2421 and encodes 766 amino acids. Lineage: Eukaryota; Metazoa; Chordata; Actinopteri; Synbranchiformes; Synbranchidae. Gene Ontology annotation, biological process: peptide catabolic process; proteolysis. Gene Ontology annotation, molecular function: zinc ion binding; peptide binding; metalloaminopeptidase activity. Gene Ontology annotation, cellular component: cytoplasm; plasma membrane. The transcript is spliced from 20 exons. The record is from RefSeq and is a predicted model, not a curated record.